AUGGAGCGAACCAUAUCACGUCUGUCCAAUAAGGCUCAAGCUCCUACCACGUUCACCAAAUUCAACGAACUCCCUCCCGAACUACGAAUCAAAAUAUGGCAACAUGCUAUGCCAGAUGCUAGAACUGUGGUAGUGAAGUCUCCACACACAAAACAAAGACAAGCUCCUAGAUCGUUAGAGGAAGCUAUGUCAAAAACACAAUACCAAGAUGAAACAUGGUAUUCGAAUACACAAAUACCUGCCUCACUACAUGUCAACGGCGAGGCCAGACACGAAGCACUUAAACACUAUAGGCUCUCUCUUGCCGUAGGAAAUGCGCAACCACGAAUAUACGUCGAUUUUACUCGGGACACUUUAUUUUUCGGUAACUCCGAGCUUAAGCCCGAAUGUUCCCCAUUAUGGAACUUUACACAUGAUUUAAAUCGAGUAGAACGUCUCGCAGUUGUUCCCGAAGGUGCUUGGAGAGUCUUGCGUUGGAAAAAAGUCGAUCUCAACUCGCUAGAAAAGAUGAUAUUCGUUCACGAUACGGAAAAAUUCGAAUUAGGCCCUCUUCCACAACUUGUCGAAGAUGCGCCACAAAACGAUGAAGUGGAUCUACCAGAGGAGCAGGUACAACGUCUGGAGGAGUUGGUGUCACGACAGGAAUCACAAGAGGAAGCUACAAUAAACCCCAUGAAGAAGCGGAUGCAAGCGGCUCGGGAGGAAUUGAACACAUUGAUGAUGGUUCUACCGACCCAAUGGGAAAAGGAGCCCGCAGUGGCUACUGCGGUGUUCAGAAAAAGUCGUGGGGAUAGAUGGCAGUGCUGA
Molecule: messenger RNA, 807 nt
Organism: Hypoxylon trugodes
Lineage: Eukaryota; Fungi; Ascomycota; Sordariomycetes; Xylariales; Hypoxylaceae
Exons: 1
Coding region: 1-807 (268 amino acids)
Source: RefSeq, a predicted model, not a curated record